Dromiciops gliroides (monito del monte) is the source of this 4074-nucleotide messenger RNA. It is a transcript of the gene TBX1, whose product is annotated as T-box transcription factor 1. The record is from RefSeq and is a predicted model, not a curated record. Gene Ontology annotation, cellular component: nucleus. Gene Ontology annotation, molecular function: RNA polymerase II cis-regulatory region sequence-specific DNA binding; DNA-binding transcription factor activity, RNA polymerase II-specific. Gene Ontology annotation, biological process: regulation of transcription by RNA polymerase II; cell fate specification; positive regulation of DNA-templated transcription. Lineage: Eukaryota; Metazoa; Chordata; Mammalia; Microbiotheria; Microbiotheriidae.
CUCAUCGCUCCGCAGCCCAGCCCGGCCCGGCCCGGCCCAGCCUCGGCGUGCAGGGCCAGGGCGGGAGCCCGGUGCCCGGAGCCCGCAGGCCCGGGAAAUGAUCUCCACCAUCUCGAGCCCGUGGCUCACGCAGCUCUCUCACUUUUGCGAUGUUACAGCCUUCACGGCCAACAGUCUGAGCAGCCUCAGCGCCUCCGGGGGCUACCACCUCUCUCCUUCCCCGGCCGGGGACCCCUACGGGCAGCACGAGCCGCCGCAGCCGCAGCCGCAGGCGCCCCCACGCUACGACCCCUGCGCCGCCGGGGCCGCCGCGCCGCCCCACGGAUACCCCUUCUCGGCCCCCGGCGGCCCCAACCCUCCGGCCGGCGGCGAAGCCGAGGGUGCCGGGGCCAGCUGUGCCUCGGCCGGGCCGGGCCCCGGGGCCGUGGCUACCAAAGCGCCGGUGAAGAAGAAUCCCAAGGUGGCCAACGUGAGCGUGCAGCUGGAGAUGAAGGCUCUCUGGGACGAGUUCAACCAGCUGGGCACCGAAAUGAUCGUCACCAAAGCCGGCAGGCGCAUGUUCCCCACUUUCCAAGUGAAGAUCUUCGGCAUGGACCCCAUGGCCGACUAUAUGCUGCUAAUGGACUUCGUGCCGGUGGACGAUAAACGGUACCGGUACGCCUUCCACAGCUCCUCGUGGCUGGUGGCAGGGAAGGCAGACCCUGCCACUCCAGGCCGGGUUCACUACCACCCGGACUCCCCGGCCAAGGGCGCCCAGUGGAUGAAGCAAAUCGUGUCCUUUGACAAGCUCAAACUCACCAACAACCUGCUAGAUGACAAUGGCCAUAUCAUCUUGAACUCCAUGCACAGAUACCAACCCCGCUUCCACGUGGUCUACGUGGAUCCUCGCAAGGACAGCGAGAAGUAUGCGGAGGAGAAUUCAAAACAUUUCGUGUUCGAGGAGACCCGUUUCACGGCUGUUACAGCCUACCAGAAUCACAGGAUCACGCAGCUCAAGAUCGCCAGCAACCCCUUCGCCAAAGGUUUUCGGGACUGCGACCCUGAGGACUGGCCUCGCACCCAUCGGCCAGGAGCGCUGCCCCUCAUGAGUGCCUUCGCCCGCUCGCGGAAUCCGGUAGCCUCGCCCGCCCAGCAGAACGGGGCUGAGAAAGACGCUGCCGAGAGCCGGCGGGAGUACGAGCGAGAAGCCAGCGGGACCCCUCUGCACGCCGACCCGGCCCACCAGCAGCUCAUGUCCCGGGUGCUGAGCCCGGCGCUGCCCGUCCCGGGAGCCGGAGGCUUGGUGCAGAUCACGGCUACAGCGGGGGGCAGGCCGAGCCCCCCGCACCACGAACUGCGCCUGGAGGCGCCCAGCGCCUCGGAGCCCCUGCACCACCACCCCUACAAAUACCCGGCAGCCGCCGCGGCCGCGGCCUACGACCAUUACCUCGGGGCCAAGGGCAGGCCGGCGCCCUACCCUCUGCCCAGCAUCCGGGGUCACGGCUACCCCCACCCGCAUCACCAUCACCACCAUCACCACCACGUCAACCCCGCGGCCGCGGCCGCAGCGGCAGCGGCUAAUAUGUACUCCUCUGCAGGAGCUCCGGGGAACUACGACUACGGGCCCAGAUAACCGGCCUCCCCGGCCCGGCCCGGCCCGGCCCGGCCACCCCAGCGCCGCCGUCCAGCCUGGAUGCGCCGCCCUCCCUCCCCCCAUACCGCCUCCCAGCUCGGCUGGCACGCCCGGGUCCUCUCUGCAGCCCCAACCCUGCGGUCCGGCCCCAGACGUCCCGCCUGCGUGAGGCCUCAGCUCAACCUGGGCCUGGGUCCCUCUCUCAGGCCGGGCUUUUCUCUCUGAGCGCAGCCUCACCAUCCAUCCCAGGUCCCCCCUCCAAACCCAGCCACCCCAGCCGUCCAGCCCCGCCCCCGUCCCCGGCCUGCAGCUCCCCAAAGCUGCCCGCAGACGGUGUGCUGCAUGGUGUGUGCGCCCCCUCCGCUCCGUAGCGUGUGUCUGUCCGCGGAGGGCGCUUUUGUGCUGAAGUGGGAACGUCGCCGUUUUUCGGCUGAUGGUUUUGCUUUGUCCCCUAUCCCUUUUCUCCAAGGGGGUCCCCGGGCCCGGACCCCCUUCACCCUUGCUUGCCCUCCCACAAGCCUGGGGAUCCAGCUGUGAGUCUUCCUUCCCUGGGACGCCUAGUUCUUAGCAGGGCCCACUCGACACCGGCCUCCCCUCCUGGUGCCCAGCUCCCACGCGGGACAUCCUGUCCCUGGUGCUCCCGUAGCCUCCUCCCUUCCUAAGGCCUCCGGCUCCAGCCCCCAGCGUCCUCCUCCUUCCCCUGGGAUACAAUGUCCCCGAGGUUGUCCUCAGCCUUGGCCAAUUCCCUCCCCCAGCCACGUGCCGGGCGGAGAGCCAGCUGUGGCUCCAGCUUCCAGAGCGUAGGCCGAGCAGCCUCCCUGCAGGGAGGCGUGGCCUUGAAGGAAGUGACCGCUGCCCCUUUCCCCGGCGCCCUGGAUCAGCCGCGCCAUCUUGUUGCUCGAGGCCACGGGAAAGUAGGGAUACACCCUGGAUCUCAGGCCCUCAGGCAGCGACGGAGGGGGAAACAGGCCCAGAGAGGGAAAGAGAUCCCCCCCUUCCAUCUGACAAGAGGGAACUGAAGCCCAGAGAGCUUAGAGAUUCUCUCCUCCACCUGCCCCCCCUUUAAUCAAUCAGUUAACAAGCAUUUAGGAAGCACCUACUAUGUGCCAGGCAAUGUGCUAAAUGCUGGGGAUACAAAGAGGCAAAAAAAACCCCAGACCUUGAUGUCAAGGAAGUCACAGUCUGAUAGGGGAGACAGCGUGCAAGAAAGCUGUGGCCAGACUGUAUUGGAAAUAACCCACACGGCACCUUUUUACAGAGGAGGAAACUGAAGCCCAGAGAGCCGGGAGUCCAUCUGCCCCCUCUACAGAGGCUCAGUUCGAUUUAACUGGCCUUCAAGGCCCAUUUAAUCCUUGCCAGGUUCUGUGCCAGGAGCUAGGGACAGAAAGACAAAAGUAAACUGUCCUCAAGGAAUUUCUGUUCUGAAAGGGAGAGUGUGGCACAGACCAGCCCUACAGGCUGCAGAUCCAGGGCGAUCCCUCUUAUUAAUCUCCGAGCUUUUGGACGAGUCACGAAAUGACUGAAUCCUCUUGGAGCCGGAUCCAGUCCCUAUAAGGGAAAAAUUCCCUUCUGUGUCAUACCUGACAAGUGAUCAUCCAGUCUGUUUUUGAGGAGCUGCAGUGAUGGGCAGCUCACUAUCUCUUCUAGCACCCCAUUCCACUUUUCAGGUCUUUCCUGCAUUGGUUUUCUCCUUGGUUAAAUGAGAGACUUGGACCAGAUGAUCUUUGUUAGGGAUUCUGUGGUCCUGUAUGCACAGGAUUGGGGGAGGGGGAUCUGAAUUUAGGGAAAAGGUAGAGUUUAUGUGUUGGGUUGUAAUCGUGGGAUUUGGGGGGCAAAGCUGGAAGGGGAUCAUGGGCCUCCUGGUGAGAUUCUGAACCAACUCCUGGCUCUGCUUCUAGCCCCAGCCCUGUGUGCAGCAGAGCCAGACCCUUCAGGGGCUCCAAGAUGGAGAUGAGAAAGGGACCCUAGAAGUCACGUGGCUGGACUCCUCUGCCCCUCUCCAGACCUGUGACUUGCCUAGGACAGACAGUGGAGGAGGACUUGAGCCCAGACUUUCUCACUUCCCAUCCAGCACUCUUUCCUCAGUAGCAGGAGUCCCCUCUGGGCCUCAGUUUACUCCUCUGUAUAAAUAAGGCUUUUGCCUUCAUGAUCUCGAAAUUCCCUUUUCAGGAUGAUCUUUGGUGGCUUUUGGCUGGCUUCCUGGGUCCCAGCUGUACCUCCCUGUCCCACCCCAUCCUUAUCACAGAAUAACAGAUGGGGAAGAAAGUUGAGAGCUCAUCUCCACACAAGACCUAUUGUGUACAAAGAGAAGGAAAUGUGGCCAGGGCCCCCCAACUCCCCAGGCUGUCAGUCUGCCACCUCAGGGCUUCUGAUCAGCACCUCCCCUUCCCCUGGUCACAAGGCCCCCCAUAGAGCAGGGCUACUGAUGUCUCCUGGCUGAGGAGGAGGAGGAGGAGGAGGAG